Messenger RNA from Cucurbita maxima (winter squash), 1817 nucleotides. RefSeq names its product transcription factor VOZ1-like. The coding region runs from base 222 to 1685 and encodes 487 amino acids. The transcript is spliced from 5 exons. The record is from RefSeq and is a predicted model, not a curated record. Gene Ontology annotation, biological process: regulation of DNA-templated transcription; positive regulation of long-day photoperiodism, flowering. NCBI's taxonomy places the organism in Eukaryota, Viridiplantae, Streptophyta, Magnoliopsida, Cucurbitales, Cucurbitaceae.
AAGUAAAUUGUGAGUCCUCAAUUUUGUCAACCUGGAAUUUUAGAGAAUUGGUCUGACCUAAAAGAUCUGAACUAAGGAGCAAAAGAGAGAUUGGUUGCUUCUGUAAUGAAAGAGUAAUCCGGUAAUCUUCCUCCUCGAAGCUUUACCCUGAUUUUCGACCCCAAAUUUCUGCUUGGCGGUUGCUGCUAAGAUAAUCUUGGUAGUGGACAAGAGAGGAAUCGAUGCCGAAGGGUUUGAAGAGUAAAUGUCAUUCUACUUCUCAUCAGCUUUUGAAGGAAAAAGCAAAGAACCGUGUUAAUGAUCUUCAAGGGAUAUUCACUAAUCUUCAAAAUGCACGAAAGGAGAGUCGUACUACUGAUAUUGCUGUCUUGGAGGAGCAAGUCCAUCAAAUGCUUAGGGAGUGGAAUGCUGAGCUUAAUGAACCAUCGCCUUCCUCUUCAUUUGUUGAGGGUAGUCUUGGAUCGUUCUCGCAAGAACUAGCCCGUCUUCUUGAGCAUUGUGAUGAGCAAGAUGAUGCAACUAGUACAAUGGCUGAACCAAAGACUGAACCUGAACUCCAUUGCGUUCUUGCCAGCAAACCGUCAAAUUUUGUUCAGGAUAGUUUUGGUUUUCCGGAGCUCCAACAGCAUAGUUUUCUAGGAUUUGAAGAGUGCCAAGUCUCUUCUCCAGUUCUACAGAAUUAUUCAUUUUACAAAUCUGACAUGGCUACUCAGCCUAAUUGUCAAAGUUUCGAAGUAGAUAAAAACUUUGAGCAGAACACGGUAGUCAGUAAGGAUGAUGUGUCUACUUUGGAUUGCAUUGCAUUGAAUUCACAUCAAGAAUUCGACUAUGGGGUUCUUGUUGGGCCAUAUGAUGCGGGAGACUUUAGUCAGGACACAAAGUCCGGUAUUCUCCCAACUAUCUCACCCCCACCGUCUGCUUUUAUGGGCCCGAUAUGUGCUCUCUGGGAUUGUUUCAGACCUGCUCAAGGAUCCAAAUGGUGCCUGGACUAUUGCAGUAGUUGUCAUUCUGUUCUUGCAAUAAAUGAAGGCCUUCCAGGAAUGACUCCAAUAUUGCGCCCUGGAGGCAUUGGCUUAAAGGAUGGUCCAUUGUUUGCUGCUCUUCGUGCAAAGACACGGACCAAAGAAGUUGGAAUACCCAUAUGUGAUGGUGCUGCAACAAGGAAAUCCCCAUGGAAUGCUCCUGAGCUUUUUGAUAUUUCAUUUCUUGAGGGGGAGACAAUCAGGGAAUGGCUCUACUUCGACAAGCCUAGACGGGCCUUUGAGAGUGGCAAUCGAAAGCAAAGGUCAUUGCCAGAUUAUAAUGGGCGUGGUUGGCAUGAAUCAAGGAAGCAGGUGAUGAAGGAGUUCGGUGGUCAGAAGAAGUCUUAUUACAUGGAUCCACAGCCAUCAAGCUCUCUUGAAUGGCAUUUGUACGAAUACGAUAUCACAGAUUAUGAUUCAUUCGCAUUAUAUAGGCUGGAACUCAAGCAUGCUGAUGCAAAGAAGAGCCCAAAGGGAAAACUGACAGCUGAUCCUCUGGCUGAUCUGCAGAAGAAGAUGGGAAGGCUUACUGCAGAGGGGCCUGUUGAGCUUGGACAACUUAUUAAAGCUAAGAGUACGAGUACGACGAUUGCGAAUAAUAAGGCUGAUAAUGUAAGUAUCAAUCUUUCUCCACAUCAUCAGAAUAUGUCUAACACUAACUGAUCACGAUUCUUAUAAUGGCACAUACUGGAGUCUUGCCUGCUGCUGUAUUUUUGUGGCAGGGUUACAGUCAGUUUCAGUUUAAUGUGUCUGCUUUAUGUUAAUAUAUACUCUUCGGUAUGUUGUCUGGUGAUC